Seriola aureovittata is the source of this 3091-nucleotide messenger RNA. RefSeq names its product zinc finger protein 397-like. The transcript has 2 exons. The coding region runs from base 804 to 1943 and encodes 379 amino acids. The record is from RefSeq and is a predicted model, not a curated record. NCBI's taxonomy places the organism in Eukaryota, Metazoa, Chordata, Actinopteri, Carangiformes, Carangidae.
AUUUGUUUUCACAUUGAAUUCAUAGUUCCAACAAAUGUUAUGUGAUUUUUUUUUGUGUGCUAUUUUUAUACUCUACCUCUGAUGUUGAAGCUGAGAAACCAUUUACUGCUGUUGGGUCACUUACUGUAUGUUAUCAUCCUGCCAAGUAGAGUCCUUUUUUUUUGUGUACAGUUUGUCCUUUCAUUUUAUUUUUUUAAUGUAUUUUGUUAUUGCAUUCUAUUCAAACUUAACUAUACUUCAAAGGCAAAUAUACAGUUAUGUUUACUAAAUAUUUUAAAUACAAAAACUUAAAAUUACCUUAUCAUUUUAUGCCUUGUCAAACUAUGUAUCAGUAUUUGAAUGGGGUUAAAAAAAUAAAUAACAGGACAGGGGCCUGGGGAGGUUCCACACUUUAACAUUUAGCUGAAAGUAUUUUUGUGUUUAUAGCAACAUUUUGAAUGUUCUCUACAUUGAAUUUUACUUGCCUGUGUUAACUUCUUCCAUCCCUGCUUAUAUGUUUUCAUGCAAAAUUAUUGUUUGCCCAAACAAUAAUUUUGCAUGACAACAUAUGAGCAGGGAUGGAAGAAGUUCGUUUAGAGAAAAUAGCUUAAAUUCCCUGUGAAAUGAAGCAACACAGGUGUAGGCUACAAUCAUGACCGAAGGCAGUAAGAAAAGAUAACUCACAUUCCCUGGCGGAACUUCACAGUGUGACACCCAGCGGAAAUAAACAAUGAACACGCGCGAAAAGCGUUAGUGUGGAGCUAGCUUGAAGAUGACGGUGUAGUCGUAUCGCAGAUAAAUAUUUCAGUGGUAACUAAGCAACAAUGUCUUCAGUUCAGUAUUUGAGAGAGUUUUUCAACGAGCGACUAACUGCUGCUGCUGAAGAAAUAUUCGGAGUCUUUGAACAAACUAUCGUCGAGUACGAGGAAGAGAUCGAUCGUCAGCGCAGACUGCUGGAUAUCGUUUGGAAACCCGAGAUAAAGCUACACAGGACAGAGCUCCCACAGCAACAUGUCUGUAAGGAGGAGGAGGUUUUCACUGACCAGCAGCUCUGUGACCAGGAGAGGAACUCCAGUCUGGACCAGGAGGACCCAGAGCCUCCACAGAUUAAAGAGGAAGAGGAGGAACUCUGCACCAGUCAGGAGGGAGAGCAGCUUGUACUGAAGCAGGAGACUGAUACCUUUAUGUUGACUCCUACUAAUGAGGAAAGUGACCACCAGCUCCUCUUUCACAACUCUCCUGUCGCUGAGAGCCAAGAUCAGGAAGGAAGUAAGCAUGUAGACCCAGAAUCAAAGAGUCAGUGUAACACUCAGACGGAUAAAAAGUCUUUAAAAUGUCACACUUGUGGAAAAGCAUUUAAGUAUGAAUCCAAAUUGAAUGUACAUCUUAGAAUCCACACAGGUGAAAGGCCAUACCUUUGCAACACAUGUGGGAAAAGAUUCAGUCAGACAUCAGCAUUGAAAAGUCAUGUUAGAAUCCACACAGGUGAGAGGCCGUUUGUUUGCAACACCUGUGGGAAAGGUUUUACAGAUAGCAGUAACUUGUUGCUCCACACAAGAAUCCACACAGGUGAGAGGCCGUAUGUUUGCAAGACCUGUGGGAAAGGUUUUAGAAGUAGCAGUAAAUUGUUGCUCCACACAAGAAUCCACACAGGUGAGAGGCCGUAUGUCUGCAACACCUGUGGGAAAGGUUUUAGAAGUAGCAGUAAAUUGUUGCCUCACAUGAGAAUCCACACAGAUGAGCGGCCAUAUGUCUGCAACACCUGUGGGAAAGGUUUUAGAAUUAACAGUAAAUUGUUGAUUCACAUGAAGACCCACACAAGUGAGAGGCCAUACGUUAUGUUGACUAAUACCAAUGAGGAAAGUAAACCAGAACCAAACAGCAACCACCAGCUCCUCUCUCACAACAAGCCAAGAUCAGAAAGGAAACGAGCAUGUAGAUCCAGAAUCAAAGAUUCACUGUAACACUCAGACGGAUAAAAGGCAUUUAAGUAUGAGUCCAAUUUGAAUGUACAUCUGAGAAGACACACAGGUGAGAGGCCAUACCUUUGCAGCACCUGUGGGAAAAGGUUCAGUCAGGCAUCAACAUUGAAAAAUCAUGUCAGAAUCCACACAGGUGAGAAGCUGUAUUCUUGCAAAACAUGUGGGAAAGGUUUCAGAAGUAGCAGUAGCUUGUUGGUCCACAUGAGAACCCACACAGGUGAGAAACCAUAUUCGUGUAAAAUAUGUGGGAGAGCUUUCAAGCGUAACAGUGUCUUGAAACCUCAUGAGUAUCCACACAGGUGAGAAAUAUGUGUGACUAGUUUUUAAAAAAUUUUUAUGUAGUAAUCACUUGAAAGUCCAAUUGAGAAGUCACACACGUGAGAAGCCGUACACCUGCAACACCUGUGGGAAAAGAUUCAGUCAGACAUCAUCACCGAAUGUGCAAAGGAGAAACCAUCAAGAUGAAACUCGUGUGGAGAAGAGUUCACCAAGUGUAUGAAAUAUACUUAUGUAAUUGAAUGUACAUUUCCCACAGAGAAGAGGUCACAGUAUCUUAGUUUAAUGUUGGAAAAAUCUUUGUUGAACAGUGAGUGUGUUGUUCCUACACGUGUAAGUGAUUGACCUGUUAAAUAUUCUUUGUAACUAGUUUCACACUACCUCAGUUAUCCUGUCAUCCUGCCAGUCUUUACUUUUUUGUCUAAAACAUGUCCUUUCAUUUUGUAGUUUUAUGUAUUUUUUUUAAAGUUACCUUUUGCCUUUAUUCCAAUAGCACAGUGAGGGAGAGGAUGACAGCAGCAAAGGGGCCAGGGGUCGUACUCGAACCCGGGCUGCUUCUGUUAGGACUAAGCCUAUGUGUUAUGCAUGCUAACAGAUCAGACACUUGGACACCCCAGUCUUAUGUAUAUUGUGAUUACAUCAACUUCAUUUAAUUUUUUAUGUUUUUGGACUCAAGUGAUGACAGAAUACAAAUGGGAGAUGAUGUACUCUAUGAUUUUGUAAAAGUUGCCAUAUAAAUAAACUGAAUUACUUUUGACAAAGAAAACUGUCAUGAUAAACACAAUGGUUUUCUGUGGUUCUGGUUGUGGAAAGGGGUAUUUUUAUUUAUUUAUUUUUUAUAAACUAGCCAAUAA